Molecule: messenger RNA, 885 nt
Organism: Olea europaea var. sylvestris
Lineage: Eukaryota; Viridiplantae; Streptophyta; Magnoliopsida; Lamiales; Oleaceae
Product: putative amidase C869.01
Exons: 5
Source: RefSeq, a predicted model, not a curated record
UUCCGGUCAUUGACUAUCCCUGCUGGAUGGUCCGCCAGAAGUGGUCAGGCUGUGAAUCCUUAUGCUCCAGGGCGAGACCCUUGUGGUUCGAGUAGUGGAUCUGCGAUAUCUGUGGCAGCAAAUAUGGUUACGGUGUCAUUAGGUACUGAGACUGAUGGCUCCCUCAUAUGCCCGGGGGAUCAUAAUUCUGUCGUAGCUAUAAAGCCCACCGUUGGACUAACUAGUCGAGCUGGUGUUAUUCCUCUUUCUCUCCGGCAGGACACGAUUGGGCCCAUAUGUAGAACAGUUUCUGAUGCUGCUUACGUGCUUGAUUCGAUUGUGGGUUUUGAUCCAAGAGACUCUGAAGCAACAAAAGCAGCAACCAAGUUCAUUCCUGCUGGAGGCUAUAAACAGUUCCUCAAUGAAGAUGGGCUCAGGGGAAAGACAUUGGGCGUGGUAAGAAAACCGUUCGUAGACCUUUCAAAUACAUCUUUAGCAAGUCAAGUAUUCGAGGGUCACCUCCACACAUUGAGGCAACUUGGUGCGAGAAUAGUUGAUUAUCUAGAUAUAGCGAAUAUUGAUGUCAUCAUGAACCCUGUGCUAUGUGGCGAGUCGUUGGCGUUGCUGGCCGAGUUCAAGCUGGGCAUAAAUGAUUAUCUAAAAGAACUAACUACUUCUCCAGUGAGGUCACUAGCUGACAUUAUAGCCUUCAAUACGAAUAAUCCUGAUUUGGAAAGGAUGGAAGAGUUCGGUCAAGAAAUUUUUCUUGCUGCAGACUUAACAAAUGGGAUCGGAGAGGAAGAGAAGAAGGCAGUCGAGAUGAUGAAGAAACUUUCUCAAGAUGGGUUUGAGAAGUUGAUGUUGGAGAACGAGUUGAACGCAAUGGUGACAUUGGGUUCGGAUGUU